CCGAAAAAGCAGUAUGAUGGCCGCGACCUUCAGGAGGGAGGGCACGCAGGUGCUGCCCUUGAACAUGCGAGUUCUGAGGGGACGAGUCCGCCGUUGAAUGAGGACAGCGCACAUGAUGACCGCCAGCACUUCUCUCCGCCACCGCGUAGCGGCCGACCUUCCUACCACCGCCGACACACGAUCAAUGCCUUUACGUACGAUUCGCCCCCAAGUAGACCGGCGCAUCAAGCACCACAAGCAGCAGGACACGAAAUUCUAACUCCCGUCGGAGUUCUCUCCCCGGCUAGUGCCAGUAUCGCAAAAAUGGGCAGGCGGCGGUCGUCCGCUUGUUUCAGUCCUACUUUGCUGGAACAUGAGGAAGAUCUGGAUCAUGUGCAUUUUCACAAUGCACAAGGGGAUCGCUCCUUUCACGGGAAAAAACAGCAUUUUCCACUGUCCCCAUCUUCACCUGCUACCCUCGAGCCGCCCGAUAACCAUAACUUCGACGAACAUUAUGACCACUGCAGCAGAACCUCGAGCCAAAGCUCGGCGUUUUUUCAGCGCGCGGGGCCGUUCGCAGCGCCAGUGGCCGCAAGUGGUCGAUCAUACGAAGGCGGUGUCGAUCAUAGGGAGAACAUAGACCACGACGGCUUUGACUACAAGAACUCUACGGAUAUUCAAGAAAGAGCACCACAGGCUGCGCCCCCUGCAGGCGAAAUCCAGAAUGGAAACGAGCAACGAGAGCAAACGCAAAGGAAAAAAAUCAGCCAAAUAAACUCACAGCUCUGCAUGACAUUUCUGCACGCCGUUGCCUGUGGGUUGUUGGAAGAAGGGGAAGGUUUGAUUGUGGAAAAGCUCCUGCAAAAAACGAUGACCUCUCGAGGCAUGUUGACAGCUGCAAGAAUACCAGAUCAUGCGCAAGAACAACCUGUGGUCUCAGACACAAGAAAAGAACAUCAUCAGCUGGUAGGAAUAGGACCUGAGAACGCGGCCCUCGAGGACCACGGGCAGGAUAUGAAGAAGCACAGCGUAGUUAACGUCACGCAGCAGGAGGGUGCUGGCAAGACGACAACAACGAUGCCCCAGCAAACUAGCAGCUAUGCCUCCGCCGCCCAUCUUCAAAAUAGAACAGACAACGACAUCAAAACCAUAAGCAAGAAAAGCUCGUCUACUUCGCGCAGAGGCCCCCGGGGCGAACCGCAACUCCCACUGUCCCUGAGGUUGCGGAAAGUGCUGAAGACGGAGUUUGUGGGUAUGUUGCUCGGUGGUCGGGAGAUGUUGACAUCAGGGGCCACAAAUUGCCGUGGCCACAUUGACAACUUCGAAAAAAUUCUCCUCACCGCGUACGAAAACUUCGUGCAGAAGCAGUCUGUAUGCAUUGCAAAAGUAACGUACUAGUAUAAAUUGCAUUACAAAUUUUGACAAGGUAAAAAAUGGAAUUUGUAAAUGCUGUUUUACCUUAGGAGGAAGAUUUGUCAUGCGUAUUUGCAAUUGGUACGAGUACGACAAUACUUUUGCACAGCAUAGUCUGUUUUUCCGUUCUCAGAGCUGCUCCAGUGGUCCAGAACACAACAUGAAAAUACAUGCCUUGCCAUGGACUGCUUUCAGCUACAGAAGACACCGCCCAACAACGGAGCCGAAAGGCGAGACACAGAAGACCACAUAAAUGCAUCAACUUCGGCUUCACAACUCUCCCGCCACGAAAUCCAAAAGCUUCGCCCCUACUUCCUCGUCGAAAAGCUGUUCACUUUGCCGAAUUUUGUCCGCUGCGAGGGUUUUUUCGAGAAGCAAAGCCCGACAUUUCUGCGGGACUGGAAAAGAAGAUACUUCGUGUUACACCGGGGAGUCUUGACCUGGUUUGUGGUGGACAAAAGCAGCGCAGGAGGAGCAUCUGCUUCAGGGGGUACUAGCAAAACCGCUGGACGAGGACCAGUUCGCACCACCUCUGUCACGAAUUCCGCUGCUUAUGUAACAUUAUCCUCUGCUGCGAAGAAGGGGGAGCUGGAUUUUCGGUUGCACAGCAUGCAGUUAGACGUGGUGAGAAAAAACAAACAGACAGGGGAAGUGUGGAGUGUGAUGAGCAAUUUUACUGGUAUUAACAGUACAACAAGCUCAAACUCAUCUGCUGUUGGGGGCAAGAUGAACGACGCGGCCUCUAUGAACGCAUCAGCUUCAGCCGCUUCUUCAUCGACUGCCGCCGCCAGUGCCGCGAGUACAACGACCGCAGGAACAUCAAGUGCUUCUAGAAUAUUAUCCGCAACACAGAGCAGCAGUAGUUCUACUUCGACUUCUUUUCAUCAGAUGUCCAAGCGCACCAAAAUCAUUUUAACGUCCUACACUAUGUCUGCUUCCCACCAGCAACAGCAUAACGCGUUUUUCUCAACUCCAGACAAUGAACAGUCACAACAAUAUGGUAUUACGUCAACACACCUAACGACCUCUACUUUCGAUCCGUCGCGACGCUACAUUUUCCGCUUCGAAACCAACCAGGAAGCCGAAAAGUGGUAUGCAAUGCAAAAGCAUCGUACUCGUACUAAUUGCAGUUAUGCAUUACAAAUCCAGGUAUUAAGGUAAACCCGCAUUACAAAUUCCAUUUCUAAUGCUGAGGAAAUUUGUAUUGCAAUCACUACUAGUACGAUGCUUUUGCAGUUCAUAAGUGGGCUAGGGCACUGAAGGCGCAUUUGGAGAUUUUUUCGCCUGUGGUAAUGGCAUCUUCCUGAUGAUGAUGAAGAAACUGCUGACUUCAUAUAAACAAGUGAUGGAAGUGAACGAAUAUCAAUAGCACGCUGGCUACACUUCAAAAAGAAACCCAAAUGCCUCCUUCCCGAAAUUUUAUUUUCAUCUCCUUCACAAGACAUAUUACCAGCUGCACCCGCAAAAACGUCAGCGGACCAGCGCGGCGAUCAUCGCAUGUAAGACGCGCAGUGGC
Molecule: messenger RNA, 2908 nt
Organism: Amoebophrya sp. A120
Lineage: Eukaryota; Dinophyceae; Syndiniales; Amoebophryaceae
Source: the annotation of a GenBank genome assembly